AUGGAACCAAACAUAACCACAGUAACAACUCCUCCAAUUUCACCAAUUAAAGAGGAAUGUAAUAAUAGUAAUGAAAACAACAACAACAACAACAAUAAUAAUAAUAAUAAUAAUAACAACAAUAAUAAUAAUAAUGAUGGUAAUAGUCAACAAGAACCAAAUAAAUUAAAUAUAACUACAUCAACCAAAACUUUGGAAGAUUCGAAUAAAAUAGUAAUUGAAAGUAAUAUAACAACCGUAAUAGUUAGCAAUGAAAAUAAUAAAAAUAAUAAUAAUAAUAAUAAUAGUAUAAAUAAUAAUAAUAAUAAUAAUAAUAAUAAUAAUAAUAAUAAUAAUAAUAAUAAUAAUAAUAAUAAUAAUAAUAAUAAUAAUAAUAAUAAUAAUAAUAAUAAUAAUAAUAAUAAUAAUAAUAAUAAUAAUAAUAAUAAUAAUAUAAAGAGUGAAGAAAUUAUAGAUAAUGUAAUAAAAUUAGAAGCAUAUCCACAUAUAAUAGGUAAAUAUCCGAUUCAUGAAGCAGUGUAUAAAAAUGAUAUAGAAACUUUAAAACAAUAUUUUGGUGAUGAGAAUCUAGUAAUUGUAAAUAAUAAUAAUAAUAAUAGUAAUAUUGAAGAGGAAGAUGAAGAAGAGGAGGAAGAGGAUAGUCAACAACAUAAUACAAGUAUGAAUAGUAAUGGUGGUAAACCAUCAAUAAACGAUAGAGAUGAGCAGGGUAGAACACCAUUAAUGUUUGCCAAUACAGUUAUGACAGCACAAUUUCUAUUGAAUAGAGGUGCAAGAAUUAAUUUACGUGAUAGUGAACGUCAAACUGCAAUGCAUAAAGCAUCAAUGUACAAUAUACCCGAUUUGUUAUCACUCUAUUUGAAUACAGGCGCACACAUAAAAAGAGAUUUAUCAGGUUGUACACCACUUCAUAUUUGUUCAUAUAAAGGUUUCAUCAAUUGCACUCAAGUUAUGAUGGAGAAAGGUCCAAGAAGAGUUAAAGCUGAAGCACGUGAUAAAAAAGGUAAAACUGCACUUCAUUAUGCUGCUGAAUCACCUGAAUCCGAUGAAAUCACUGCUCAAGUUAUUAAUAUUUUAGCAUCAGGUGGUUCAUUAUUAGAUACAAAAGAUAGAGAAAAGAAAACACCAUUACAUUUUUCAACAUUAAUGGGUAAAGUUAAAUCAGUUAAUGUUUUAUUAGAGAAAGGAGCAAAUCCAGAAGUUGUUGAUAUAUUUGGAGCAUUACCAUUACAUUAUGCAGUUACAUGUAUAACUGGUAGAAAGAUAGCAAAACAAUUGAUUGCAAAAGGAUGUAAAGUGAAUUCACCUGAUAAUGUUGGUCAAACACCAAUGUUUUAUGCAUCAAAAUCAGGUCAUCCAAAGAAUGUAACAUCUUUAUUGAGAUUGGGUGGAUCAGCAACAGUUAAAGAUUAUCAAAAUCGUACACCACUUCAUUUCUCUUUGGAUAUUGCAAAUAGUACAAUUAGUUCAAUGUUAGUAUCGGCUGGUGCUGAUGUUACAUUACGUUAUCGUUAUGGUCAAAAAGGUGAAAGACCAAUUUCACCAAGAAAAACUAUAAAUAAUGUACAAUGGAAAGGUGAAGGUAAAGAUGGAUCAUCAAAUGAUCUAAAUAGUAAUAAUAAUAGUAAUAAUAAUAAUAAUAAUAAUAAUAAUAAUAAUAAUAAUAAUAAUAAUAAUAAUAAUAAUAAUAAUAGUAAUGAAAUUAAUGAAGACGAUGAAUAUAUGCAUGCAGAUAUUUAUGGAUUUUUACCAGAUGUUUCAUCAAAUGCAGCACAAAUGAAAAAAUGGGGUGAAAUUAAAGAAUAUUAUCAACAGUUAAUGAAAGAACAAAGAAAUAAAGAAAAGAGAAGGGAAAAGAAAUGGGUUAAACUUAUAGCAAACCAUGGUAAACGUUCAAAAAUGCAAAAUUUAGCAUGGAAAUCAGUACCAGAGUCAACAAGAUCAGUUUUAUGGAGAUUGGUUUUAAAUCCAGACAAGGUGAAAGAGAAUGCAAAUGUAACAUUUGAACAAUUGUUGGAGAGAGAUUCAGAGUUUGUAAAACAGAUCGAUUUGGAUAUCGAUAGAACCUAUAGAAAUCAUAUUAUAUUUAGAGAGAGAUUCAAUAGUGGUCAACAAGCAUUAUUCAACGUUUUGAAGGCUUAUAGUAUCUAUGAUAGUGAGGUUGGCUAUUGUCAGGGCAUGAGCAGUAUCGCAUCGUUACUCUUGAUGUAUAUGACAGAGGAGGAGGCAUUUUGGUGUUUGGUGGCUUUGAUGGAGAAUGAUAAAUUUCAAUUCCGUGGUUUGUUCUUACCAUCUUUCCCUCUACUCUAUCGAAAUUAUGCAAUUCACGAACAAUUACUUCAUGAAGAGUUACCAAAGGUUGCGUCGAACUUUGGUGUCGAGGGUAUAACAUUUAGCAUGUAUGCAACUAAAUGGUUCUUAACCAUUUUCUCUGGUAAUAUUCCUUUCCCAUUGUUGGUUAGAUUUUGGGAUUUGGUUAUGUUACAUGGUUAUUUCAUCGUUCAUACUUUGGUAAUUCAUAUUUUACGUACUUAUGAAUCAACUUUAGGUAAGGAUCCAUUUGAAAAGAUUCUAAACUUCUUUUCAAAUUUAGACUCUAUCGAAAUUGAUGUCUAUAGUUUUAUAAAAUCCGCAAAGAAAUAUAAAAUCACUGAAAAGAGAAUCGCCAAAUUAGGUCAAAAAUAUGAUAUGCAACAACAAAAUCAACAUAUGCUACCUUCUUCAUUUAAUGUACCACGUUCAACUUCAAAGCAAAAUUUACAUUCAACAAGUAGUAGUUCAAGUUCAAUAUUCAACAAUUAA
Messenger RNA from Dictyostelium discoideum AX4, 2802 nucleotides. RefSeq names its product ankyrin repeat-containing protein. NCBI's taxonomy places the organism in Eukaryota, Evosea, Eumycetozoa, Dictyosteliales, Dictyosteliaceae. The transcript has 2 exons. Gene Ontology annotation, cellular component: cytoplasmic vesicle. The record is from RefSeq and is a predicted model, not a curated record. Bases 1 to 2802 code for a protein of 933 amino acids.